Messenger RNA from Sphaeramia orbicularis (orbiculate cardinalfish), 1769 nucleotides. Its product is annotated as prostaglandin E2 receptor EP1 subtype-like. Gene Ontology annotation, cellular component: plasma membrane. NCBI's taxonomy places the organism in Eukaryota, Metazoa, Chordata, Actinopteri, Kurtiformes, Apogonidae. Gene Ontology annotation, biological process: adenylate cyclase-activating G protein-coupled receptor signaling pathway; inflammatory response; positive regulation of cytosolic calcium ion concentration. Bases 280 to 1431 code for a protein of 383 amino acids. Gene Ontology annotation, molecular function: prostaglandin E receptor activity; thromboxane receptor activity. The transcript has 3 exons. The record is from RefSeq and is a predicted model, not a curated record.
ACAUGCUUGUGCAAUGUUACAGGGAGGCUGCUUGUUCUGAGAGCACACUGCGCAGAGUUUCUACAUACCUUACUUACAUAAUGAAGAAACAGCUUGGCUGAAGACUUCCCCAUAAAAGAGAUCAAGACCAACUGUUCAAACCUGGAUUAUUUCACUUGAUGUGAGUUCAGUCAUGACUAACUGUGGAAUCCAAAGUGAUCCUUUUUGUUGCCAUGGAUUUCUUAUUACAAAGCAUCUUCUCCAGCAGAGGAUCCAGAUCGAGGCCAGAGCCCAGCAGUGAUGCUGGCAAUGCAGCACCGCAACUCCUCUGGCAUCAUCGCUUCCCUCCCCCUCUCUAACUACACCACUGUGGUUCAGGAGCCGGAGAUGGAGGCUGUGGUGCGUAAUGACACCCAGCUAAAGAGCAAUCCCACAGCCGCUGGCCUCAGCAUGACUCUGGGCAUCCUGUUCAAUGUGGUGGCCCUUAUUAUUCUCGCCAAGGCUUACCGCCGCUUCCGCCGGCGUUCAAAGGCCACUUUUCUGCUAUUUGCCAGUUCUCUGGUGGCUACGGACCUAGCUGGACAUGUUAUCCCUGGAGCUCUAGUUCUAAAUAGAUACUCAUCAGGGUCCACAUCUGAUCUGGCCUCCAAUUUUGGUUCUGUGGAUGAUCCUGAUGCCUCCUGCCUGUUCCUUGGGGGCUGUAUGGUGUUCUUCGGCCUGUGCCCACUCUUCUUAGGCUGUGCCAUGGCUGCUGAACGCUGCCUGGGCGUCACCAGGCCUUUACUACAUGCGCAUCUGGUGACCACAGCACGAACAAAGAUGGCACUAGCCCUCAUCUGGCUACUGGCUUUAUGUGUGGCUCUUCUGCCCUUCUUUAGCCUUGGGGCCUACACUUAUCAGUACCCAGGGACAUGGUGCUUCAUAAGGGUCAUGGAGGGCACUGAAGCCAUGGAUCUGGUCUUUGUGACACUGUUCUCUGGACUGGCUUUAAGCUCCCUGGGCUUGGCCUUUGUGUGUAACACCAUCAGUGGAAUCACACUGGUGAGAGCGAGGCUAAAGAAGAAAAAGAAGUCCUGCUCCCAGCGCCGCUCAGCCAGGUCACAUGACACUGAGAUGGUGGUCCAGCUGGUUGGCAUCAUGGUCACCUCCUGCAUCUGUUGGAGCCCUCUGCUGGUUUUUGGACUCAUGUCAGCUACACGGUCAUACUACAGUGGAUCCUUAGGCAGUGACAGAGACACUUAUAGGCGUCUGAUGGUGACGGGUGUCAGGAUGGCAACCUGUAACCAGAUCCUGGACCCGUGGGUCUACAUCUUGCUGAGACGUGCCAUCCUCAGGAAAAUCUACAGGAUCACUAAACAGCAGGCCAGUUUGAAGGGAAGCACGUUCCGUUCAAUCCGCUGGGAUGCCGGCUCCUUUCAUACCUCAGAGAAAAACAGUGGUAAUAAGAUUUAAUAACCUCUGAGGAGGAAAAGGGAUCUGUCACUUUUUCCGGAAUGCCAGUGCAUUCAUCCGUAGGAUCAGCGCUGAACUCACCAGCAUAUAGUCUUGAUCAGGAUUCAGUGUUUAAAGCCUCUGCAUCGAGUAAUUUUAGCUAAUAGAAAUGAAAGCAACAGUGUCCAUAAUUUGUUUAUAUGAAGUAUUAAGUAUUGUCAUCCUAUGUGUUUAAGACAAAUUGGAAACAGCAUGAUUUUUAACCCAUAAAGACCCAGUGCCACUUUUGUGUCAGUUCCCAAAUUAAUUUUUCUCCUUAUUUUACCAUCAUUUAUUAUAAUAUCCUCUAAUUUACCGAU